Molecule: messenger RNA, 2386 nt
Organism: Triticum aestivum (bread wheat)
Lineage: Eukaryota; Viridiplantae; Streptophyta; Magnoliopsida; Poales; Poaceae
Product: protein ANTI-SILENCING 1
Exons: 11
Coding region: 285-1880 (531 amino acids)
Molecular function (GO): RNA binding; chromatin binding
Source: RefSeq, a predicted model, not a curated record
AUGGGCCUUCAUUGUUUUUCUGCGGCGCAUCGAGUCCACCAAACAAGCAGCCGCGUGGCCUUCUCCCCUCACCCCAUGGCGCGGCUGCCCUAGUUCGUCCACGCGACACCUCCACUCCAUCGCUAACCUCCCCCUCCCCUGCUAUACUUCUCCGGCGCCCUCCUCGCCUGUGGUCCGCGCGGACCUCACCGCCCCCCGCCCCCUGCUUCUCCCCGGCCCUCCACCCCUCAUCUGCACAAGGCCUAUGGUAAGGGCAACUUGAGCUGCAAGUGGCCAUUAUCAGAAUGGGUGAAAGUAACGAGAAUAUCCAGUUUUCGUGGGGAAAGAAGAGAGCAAAAGGUGGUGCCAAGAUGGAUACACAGUUCUAUGGUUCCUUCACAUUUGACAAUGUGAAGUACUCACUGUAUGACUGUGUAUAUCUUUUUAAAAAUGGUGAAUCUGAACCAUACAUUGGAAAGAUAGUAAAGAUAUGGCAGCAGAAUGAAGCUAAGAAAGUAAAGAUUCUUUGGUUUUUCACCCCGGAUGAGAUCAGAAAUUAUUUAAGAGGCCCCGUGGCGGAGAAUGAGAUAUUUCUUGCUUCUGGUGAUGGCACUGGCCUUGCCGAUAUCAACCCGCUGGAAUCUAUUGCUGGUAAAUGCACUGUUGUUUGCAUUUCAAAGGAUGAAAGGAAUCGCCAGCCUACCCCAAAGGAACAAACGGUCGCUGAUUAUAUCUUCUAUAGGUUUUUUGAUGUUGGAAACUGCACACUUUCUGAGCAAGUACCUGAGAAAAUUGCAGGGCUGGAAGUCAACGCGCUGCUUAAUCCUAAAGAUGAGCAAGUUAUAUGUUACCCGGAUCAGGAUGUGCAAGGCAUGGAUCAGAAGGUGGGUGCAGGUCUGGUUGCACCCCUUACGCAAUCAGCGGCUAAGAUGGAGGAUGAAAUUCCUGUUGCACCCCUUCCGCAAUCAGCUGCUAAGAUGGAGGAUGAAAUUCCUGUUGCUGCAGUUCCCCUUUCCCAGUCAGUGGCCAUUUCUCUUCCCCCAUCAGUCAAAGAGGUGGAUAAAGUUCAGGUUGCUGCUGUUCCUCUUCCCCUAGCAGUUGAGGAGGAUGUUCCCAAACCCACACAAAAAGUUUUCAAACGUACACAGAGUACACAGAAAGUUCUCUCUGAUAAGAUGCCUUCAAAGAAGUUGAAAAUAUCUCAAGAUCUCACAACGAAGAAUAUGCCUUCAAAGAAGUCGAAACUAUCUCAAGAUCUUACAACACAGAGUAUGGCCCCAGUUCCUGACGUGAAAGUUCGCUCUGUUCCUUCGGCGGAACUACCAACAAGGCAGGCUGACAGAAGAAAAUGGUUCAAACCACAGCCAUGGCAUGAAAAACUAACACAAGCUGAUAGGGAGGGGAGGCUGGUGUAUAUUCAGAAUCUUGACAUACGGUUUGGAGCUUCUGAAAUAGUGGAACUUAUUCGUGAGGCACUACAACUAUCUUGUACUGCUAAGCCUAUUAACCACCCGACCUACGAUGAUCCUAACAAUGGAAAAGCAUAUGUUGUAUUCAAUUCUAGAAAUAUUGCUGAUGACGCUGUUAUGAAAAUCAAUUCAGGUUUGGUUGUGGGUGGAAGACCCCUUUACUGCAGCAAAGGGUUACUUAAGGUCCCAAAACCAGCUUCAGGAGCUCUGGUUGGGCACUUAACCAUCAGUAAUCAGAAAAUGAACCCAAGACAACGAGAAGAGCAGAAGAAGGCAGUGUCAACAUCACAUUGUUCUCAACCCAAUACAAUAGAAUAUGACCUGGCCUUGGACUGGAUGCUUGUCCGAGAAAAGCAAGCAAUGAAGUUCAGUAUGCUUCAUAAGAGGCACGCGGGUGAGAGGAAGUCGUUUGCAGCAAAGAUGGAGAAGUAAGUAGCUUCUUUGGAGUCGCUUAACCAAAAUGUAAUGGGAACCGGCCAGAUGGAGUUGUCAACUAUCACCCCUUGGAGCUUGGUGUGUUGUUCACCCGAAGCAACACUUAUCUUCAAGCUUUUGUCGCUGUGGCAACCUUAUAUGCGCUGAUGGUUUAUGUUUGGCUUCGACUGAUUGAAUUUCGAGGUGGGACUAACUGCAACGUAGGAUGUUCUUUCUUCAAGGAGGGAAAUGUAUAGGGGUGGAAAUUAUGAGGACAUUAGCUUCAGGAAUCAGAGUAGUGGGAAAUUUCUCAUGACAUGUCUUCAGGAGUCAGAGUAGUGCCGUAGAAGCAAGUAGCCCUUUGCAGCAAGCCGGAGGCGGUUUUAGCUUAACAGUAAGCCAGCCAGCGUAGUAACGGUGCCCAUCUGCUGCUGCGUGUUUUUGGAUAGCAAAUCAUGAACUAUGUAUGUUCCCAAAGUUCACGGCUUGGCUAUCUUUUCUGCUAAAUGUACCGCAUUCUUGAA